AUGUCAUCCUCUGCUGAUCAGAUCGAAAGCUACCCUCGCCCUGGCAAGACGGCCAUCGUUACCGGCGGUUCUUCUGGGCUUGGACGAACGAGUGCGGUAGCCCUUGCCCGUGCUGGCUGGAACGUCACGGUCACCGGCCGACGUGAGGCCGAGCUUAAAGAGACGGUUGAUCUCCUCGACAAGGCGGCGGGUCGCGAGGGCGCUGGAUUCUUCGUCGCCGGCGACAUCACCAAGGAGGAUGUUGUUCUUCGUACCUUCAAGGAGACCGCCGAAAAGUUUGGUCGCGUCGAUCUUGUCUUCUGCAAUGCGGGCAUCUCGCCUCCCAACGUCCCUCUGGCAGAGCAGAAGCUGUCCGACUGGCAGGCCACCGUCGACGUCAACUUGACCGCCGCCUGGCUCUGCGCCCGUGAGGCCUUCCGAUACAUGGAGAAGCAACAGCCCCAAGGUGGUCGCAUCAUCAUCAACGGCAGUAUCAGCGCACACGCUCCCCGACCCUUCUCGGAGCCCUACACGGCGACAAAGACCGCCAUGAACGGCCUCAGCAAGUCGCUCUCGCUCGACGGCAGGAAGUUCAACAUUGCUGUCACACAGAUCGACGUCGGCAAUGCAGCAUCCGAGAUGACGGCCAAGAUGAAGUCUGGCCCUGGUGUUCCUCAGGCCGACGGCUCUCUUCGUCACGAGCCCACCAUGGACCGCGAAUGGGUCGGAAAGGAGAUCGUUCAUGUCGCGGAGAUGCCUCUCGGUGUCAAUGUUGCCAACGUCGUGAUCCAGGCAACGAACAUGCCAAGUCAUGUUGGCCGUGGUUGA
Messenger RNA from Kalmanozyma brasiliensis GHG001, 807 nucleotides. Its product is annotated as Short-chain dehydrogenase/reductase SDR. Gene Ontology annotation, molecular function: oxidoreductase activity. The transcript is spliced from 6 exons. The record is from RefSeq and is a predicted model, not a curated record. NCBI's taxonomy places the organism in Eukaryota, Fungi, Basidiomycota, Ustilaginomycetes, Ustilaginales. The coding region runs from base 1 to 807 and encodes 268 amino acids.